Messenger RNA from Babjeviella inositovora NRRL Y-12698, 1298 nucleotides. Its product is annotated as peptide-methionine (S)-S-oxide reductase MsrA. The transcript has 2 exons. Gene Ontology annotation, molecular function: peptide-methionine (S)-S-oxide reductase activity. The record is from RefSeq and is a predicted model, not a curated record. NCBI's taxonomy places the organism in Eukaryota, Fungi, Ascomycota, Pichiomycetes, Serinales. Bases 436 to 1011 code for a protein of 191 amino acids.
UGAUAACUGAAUGAAGUCUGCUUCAAAUCGUACUUUCAGAUGUAGCGCAUAUGCAUAGACUAGCAAGACCGAUAUGCAUAUAUUGUUAUCUACCCAAUGACCGAUUUAGAAUAGAAGUGACUGCCAUGCAUACGGCCGUCACCGUAUACCUUCCACCUUAUGGAAGCUUUCUCGGAAAAGGCUGCCAAGUGAAAUUCAUAUACUUUGGCGCUAGGAAUUUUGCUUAAAUAUUUAUGGCCAGCCUUAGAGGUAACAAGUACAAGCAUCCUAGACCAUUUCGGGCCACUGUGGCUGUGGUUCGCAAUUCUCGGACAUAAUUGCUGCAGAGUUGACAGAUCACACAUGACACUGCGAGACAAUCCUACACGAAAUCGUGUAAAUAGCCUCCAUUCGCCGAAAAGACAGAGACGUGCCUUCAAGUAAACUCCUUCCUUAAUGAGCCAGAUUUCUCCUACUUUGAAAGCCAAUGAAGGCAACCAAAUCUUCACCGUCGCCGCUGGUUGCUUUUGGGGUACCGAAAACAUCUACCGUAAACACUUUGGGAAUAGGGGUUUGGUAGACGGAAAGGUUGGCUAUGCCAACGGCGUUGUCGCUAAUCCGUCCUACGUGGAGGUUUGCAAGGGAACUACAAACCACGCUGAGGCAUUGCAGAUCUCGUACGACCCAGAACUUGUUUCCUUGAAGGAGUUGGUCAAAUUCUUCUACUUAAUGCAUGAUCCAACUACUUUGAACGCUCAGGGACCUAAGAAUAGAGGCACUCAGUACCGUUCAGCAAUCUUCUACAGCUCUGCCAAAGAUGCCGUCCAGAUUAAUGAGGUGGAGGCGGAGGUACAAGCAGAGUACUAUCCAAACCACUCGAUUGUUACCGUUAAGGAGCCAUUGGAACAGUUCUGGGACGCUGAAGAUUAUCAUCAGUUGUAUUUGUUGAAAAAUCCGGAAGGGUACGCCUGUCCUUCGCAUUACCUUAGAACCUCACCAAAGGUUGAGGGAAGCCCAACCACAUCUGCCUAAUUGAUCCAAGCCAAGUGCACAAUUCUGUCGGGAUGUAUAUGGGCGGAGCAUUGAAUUUCUCCACGUUGUACGAUAAAGCUCAUUGUCUGAACCGGGUUGAAGUAAUUAAAGCGAACAGGAAUGGUUUAUAAGGUGCCUGCUUUGUAAGUUAGACAGCCUGUAAAUGUAAUAAGGAUCAUAUAAAGGGGCUAUGAAAAAAAUUCUGGUUAGUGUAUGGCUGAUCUAGAUCGUCGAAUUCGUAAGUCGUAAACUAUAAACAGGAGGGGGAGGUCAAGAAAGUGCCGUUG